UUUACCAAUCAACGACUUGAUCAAAGGUCUCACAGGCUGUGGGCGACUGCCAGUUCAGGCGCGGAGUGUGGAGAAACGCCAUGCCUUUAAACAUCUACUUUUGUGGAAGUAUCCGAGGAGGAAGGCAGGAUGUGGCCGUGUACGAGAAGCUAGUGAAGGCGUUGCAGAAAUACGGGAAAGUGCUAACCGAGCAUGUGAGCGACAGGGCGAUUUCCGAGAAAGGAGAGGACGCCUUCAACCGCGACAAAGCCAUUCAUGACAGGGACCUGGAGUGGCUGCAGGAGGCUGAUGUGAUUGUAGCUGAGGUUACACAGCCAUCCCUUGGUGUUGGGUAUGAGCUGGGCAGAGCUGUGGCUAUGAACAAACGGAUUCUGUGUCUUUUCCGCCCUUCCAGUGGUCGAGUUCUUUCUGCGAUGAUCAGAGGAGCAGAGACAGCGGGCAGCAUGUUUAAGGUCCAGGACUAUACGGAGGAGGAGGCCGAGAAAGUUAUUGAAGAAUAUUUCACCAGACUUGACCAGAAGAGGACAUUGUGAUUUGAAGAGACGCCCUCCACUUUGAAGGACAAGGUUUUGAUUUGGACACACUGUCUAGUUUGGUUAUUUAAUCAGACUCUAAAAUGUAUUUUGACUUUAUAAUAAAGGAGAAUGGAACUGGAA
Molecule: messenger RNA, 656 nt
Organism: Polypterus senegalus (gray bichir)
Lineage: Eukaryota; Metazoa; Chordata; Cladistia; Polypteriformes; Polypteridae
Gene: dnph1
Product: 2'-deoxynucleoside 5'-phosphate N-hydrolase 1
Exons: 4
Coding region: 81-533 (150 amino acids)
Biological process (GO): deoxyribonucleoside monophosphate catabolic process
Cellular component (GO): nucleus
Molecular function (GO): 5-hydroxymethyl-dUMP N-hydrolase activity
Source: RefSeq, a predicted model, not a curated record